AUGAAUUUUGAAGAAACUCUUCUUCAACUGUCUGAUAACAAUUUAAAGUCUGAAUCCAAUGAUCACUUAUAAACUAUUUUAAACACUUAAACUUAGAGUAUUCAAUUCAAAAAAGAAAAUCUUACUCCAAAACUUGUUCUUUAGAAAUUAUCUAUAUAAAAAAAAUUAGAUGUUUUAGAAAAAAAUAUUCUAAAAUAAGAUGUUAUUUUAAGUAGUAGAAGAUCCAAAAAUCGUUUACAUACCAAUAUGAAUUCAUUAAAUGAAAAUGAAAUUUAAUAAAGAUUAAUUUUUACCAAUCCUAAUAUGACUGAUCAAUCAAUUCUAAAAAAAUAAAAAAAAGAAUUGCAAACUUAAAUUACAUCUAUUGAGUUUAAACAACGAGAAAAUUAUUUAUAAAAUUAAAAUCGAAUUAAAUAAAUAUAAUAAGAUAAGGAGUCAUUAAUAGAGAAAAAUUAAAACUUAAAUGAACAAUAAUAGAAACUCAAUUAAAGAUAAUAAGCUCUAUAAUUAAAAUAAUUUAAUUUAGAAUAAUAAGAAAAAUAAAUUUAAUAUUAAAUAUUAUGCCUGAAAGAGAAUGAAUAAGAAUAAUUAAAACAUGUAAAUUAUUAUUAUUAUUAUUCCAAGGAUGAAUUUUUAAAUAAAAGAAGAGAAAAUAUGGAAGAAUUGUAAAUAAAAUUGAAUGAAUCUGUUAGUCAGUUAUUAAAUUUGGCAAACUCAAAAAAUAAAGUUCAAAAUUAAUUAACAAUUUAAUUUGAAGCAAUACAAUUUCUGAUUAAAUAUAUUAUAAAAGAAAAGUAAGCUUUAGAAUCAGAAUAAUUAUAUUUACAAAAAUUUAAAUAAGAUGUAUUGAAUGAGAAGAAGCAAGUUUUAUAAGUGAAAGAUUAAAUUAUAUGA
This is a messenger RNA of Paramecium sonneborni, 894 nucleotides long. The record is from the annotation of a GenBank genome assembly. NCBI's taxonomy places the organism in Eukaryota, Ciliophora, Oligohymenophorea, Peniculida, Parameciidae.